Ailuropoda melanoleuca (giant panda) is the source of this 759-nucleotide messenger RNA. Its product is annotated as keratin-associated protein 10-8-like. NCBI's taxonomy places the organism in Eukaryota, Metazoa, Chordata, Mammalia, Carnivora, Ursidae. The record is from RefSeq and is a predicted model, not a curated record. Gene Ontology annotation, cellular component: keratin filament. The coding region runs from base 1 to 759 and encodes 252 amino acids. The transcript is spliced from 2 exons.
AUGGCCGACACCUGCUGCUCCAGGACUUACGUUGUGGCCGCGUCCACCGUGUCCGUCUGCUCCAGCGACCUGAGCUGUGACAGCCGCGUCUGCUCACCCACUGCUUGCACCAGCUCCUCCUGGCAGGUGGACAAUUGCCAGGAGAGCUGCUGCGAGCCCCCCUGCUGCGCCCCUACCUCCUGCGCCCCCAGCUCCUGCCUGACCCUCAUCUGCACCCCUGCCAGCUGUGUGUCCAGCCCCUGCCAAUCAGCCUGCACCAGCUCCUGCCAGCCCUCCUGCUGCAGCAGCUCCCCCUGCCAGGAAGACAGCUGUGUGUCUGUCUGCUGCAAGCCCGUCUCCUGCCAGCCCUCCUGCUGCAGCAGCUCCCCCUGCCAGGAAGACAGCUGUGUGUCUGUCUGCUGCAAGCCCGCCUGCUGCACCCCUGUCUGCUGCACCCCUGUCUGCUGCAAGCCCGUCUGCUGCAAGCCCAUCUGCUGCACCCCUAUCUGCCCAGGGGCCUCCCCCUGCUCUGCCCCCUCCUGCUGCCAGCCCAGCCCCUGCUCCUCGUCCUGCUGCACGCCCUCUUCCUGCGUGUCCCUGCUCUGCCGCCCCGUGUGCAGACCCGCCUGCUGCGUGCCCGCCUCCCCCUGCUGUGCCCCCGCCUCCUCCUGCCACCCCAGCUGCUGCCGCCGGGCCUCCUGCGUGUCCCUGCUCUGCCGCCCCCUGUGCUCCUGCCAGGCCUGCUGUGUCCCUGCCUCGGCCCAGAAGUCCUGCUGCUGA